AUUUUAUUCUCUUCUCUGGCUGAAUAAUAUACAAUUUGGUGUGCCAUCACAUUGUGGUGGGAAACUGGGCUUAAUCCACAUUGUGGGUAUUGUGAACACAGCUACCAUGAUCAUUAAAGAUCAAAGGUCCAUCCAAGUCCUUUUUGCUAGUUUGUGCUGAAAUCAAAGAAGAGCUGUUAGAUCAAAUGUAACUUUCCAUUGUCUUAGAAACCAGGAUUGUUUCUCAUGAGGAAAUAUUCUGUGUUCUUAGCUGCAGAGUACAGACACCGGAGUUGUUUAAAUUCUGGGUUACAUGGAUUUGUUUUCCCAUUGUGUGGUAGCUGUCCUGAUGAGUAUGAAGUGAUGCCUUGUGGUUUGAUUUGGACUUCCUCAAUGUUUGUCACAGGGACUGAAGAAUUAUUGAGGAACAAUACCAUGUAGCUCUUAAAAUAACCUAGUUUGUGCUUAAACUGCAAAGAUCAGCAAAACUAAGCAGAUUCAUCUAUGUUGGCAGGUUGCUAUGACCCAACCACAAAUGGCUCCCAUUUGUCUUGUGGAAAACCACAAUGAACAGCUGUCAGUGAACCAGGAAGCCAUAGAGAUUCUGGACAAGAUUUCUCAGCCAGUGGUAGUAGUGGCUAUUGUUGGAUGGUCCCAUACAGGGAAGUCCUAUUUGAUGAACUGUUUGGCGGGACAGAAUCACGUGAGUGGCACGCUGCCUACCAGCCAAAGGUUUCCCUCUGGGCUCCACCGUGCAGUCUCAGACCAAGGGCAUCUGGAUGUGGUGCAUGCCCCACCCCACCAAGCCAGAGCACUGGUCCUCCUGGACACCGAGGGCCUGGGCGAUGUGGAAAAGGGUGAUCCUAAGAACGACUUGUGGAUCUUUGCCCUCAGUGUGCUUCUGAGCAGCACCUUCGUCUACAACAGCAUGAACACCAUCAACCACCAAGCCCUGGAGCAGCUGCAUUAUGUCACAGAACUCACUGAGCUGAUCAGAGCAAAAUCUUCCCCAAAUCCCCAUGGAAUAAAGAAUUCCACAGAGUUUGUGAGUUUCUUUCCAGACUUUGUCUGGACUGUUCGGGAUUUCAUGCUGGAGCUGAAGUUAAAUGGGGAAGACAUCACAAGUGAUGAGUACCUGGAGAAUGCCCUGAAGCUGAUCCCAGGUAACAAUCCCAGAAUCCAAGCAUCCAAUUCGGCCAGGGAAUGCAUCAGACGUUUCUUUCCUAAUCGGAAGUGUUUUGUCUUUGAAUGGCCAACUCAUGACAUAGAACUCAUAAAACAACUUGAGACUAUUUCAGAAGACCAAUUGGAUCCUACGUUUAAGGAAAGUGCAAUGGCUUUUGCUUCUUAUAUCUUCACUUAUGCCAAGAUCAAGACCCUCAGAGAGGGAAUUAAGGUCACUGGGAAUGGACUGGGUACUCUGGUGACAACCUACGUGGAUGCCAUCAACAGUGGAGCAGUGCCUUGUCUGGAUGAUGCUGUGACAACUCUGGCCCAGCGUGAGAACUCAGUAGCUGUGCAGAAGGCAGCCAGCCACUACAGUGAGCAGAUGGCCCAGCGACUGAGCCUUCCCACAGACACGAUCCAGGAGCUGCUGGAUGUACAUGCAGCCUGCGAGAAGGAAGCCAUGGCUGUCUUUAUGGAGCAUUCCUUCAAAGACGAAAAUCAGCAAUUCCUGAAGAAGCUGGUGGAAUUACUACGUGAGAAGAAUGGGCUUUUCCUGUUGAAGAAUGAAGAGGCAUCUGAUAAAUACUGCCAGGAAGAACUGGAUCGACUUUCAAAGGAUUUGAUGGACAAUAUCUCAACAUUUUCUGUUCCUGGGGGACACAGGCUCUACAUGGACAUGAGGGAAAAGAUUGAACAUGACUACUGGCAGGUUCCCAGGAAAGGGGUGAAGGCAAGUGAAGUCUUCCAGAACUUUCUGCAGUCACAGGCCAUCAUCGAGAGUUCCAUCUUGCAGGCAGAUACAGCCCUCACUGCUGGGCAGAAGGCCAUUGCAGAGAAGCACACCAAGAAGGAGGCAGCUGAGAAGGAGCAGGAUCUGCUAAGACAGAAGCAGAAGGAGCAUCAGGAGUAUAUGGAGGCUCAAGAGAAAAGGAACAAGGAAAACCUAGAGCAACUGAGAAGGAAGCUGGAGCAGGAGAGAGAGCAGCUCAUCAAAGACCAUAACAUGAUGCUGGAGAAGCUAACGAAGGAACAAAAGACUUUCCGUGAGGAAGGAUAUAAGACACAAGCUGAGGAAUUGCGUCGAGAGAUCCAUCAACUGGGACAUAACAUCAAGGAAAUGAAACAAAAUGGUGAUUCCCUUGUGGAAAGUAUUUUAAGAAGUUGGUUUUCAUUUAUUUCACCCCCUUCAGAGUCAGAAAAGGCUAUAAGCAGCGUUUUAUCACUCCUUAGGAAAAAGGAUAGACUGUGAUACACACUUUGUGUUAUUUUGAAGCUGCCUGUUUUCCAUUUUCAUUCUGCACAGAAGAUUAAACAUAAAAAGUGCUGAUUAAAGGGCAUCUGGGCCCCACAGAAAUGAGAUAGAACAGCUCUUACGUGUCUCCACAGACAAUGCUUGCCUUUAGAGAACACAUUUUGAAACAAUUCCUAUGGAGGGUAUGCAUUUAGUCAUUACAUAUGAUCACUGCUGGCCAAUUUAACUGCAUAUAGAUUCAGCAAGAAAACAAGGUUUUCUGUACUCCUAUGAGGACCAUGUAACCCAGGUAGCUUCUGGGGGGAUUGUCUCAGGUUAAUAUGGUAGGGAACCCAUCCUAAGUGUGGGCAGCACCAUUGCUGUGGACCGAAAACACGGUAGAAAGAAGAAAUCAAAUGGCCCUACCACUUGUGGCUUCCUGACUGUGGAUGCCAUACAACAAGCCAGCCUGGACUUCUCUCAGAAUGCAUUUUCAGCCUUGAUGAAAUGUAUCAUCAUGAUUCAUGGACCACAACAAACCCUUUAUUACAUUGGUUUUGUGAGGGCAUUUCCUCACAACAAGAGGAAAAAUCAUUGAUAUCAUAACUGUGAGAAACCUGGAAACUACUUAAACAACCCUGAGUUAGAUUGGGAACAAAUUUUAUAUGACUUUGUUCUUGAAGUACUGUAUAGUCAAGAAACAAUGUCAGUCAAGCUAUUUGUAGAAUGAUCUAAAUUGAGCUAAAAUAUAUCUUUAAAAACUAAGCCAAACACCAUACAACUGUGUGAUUAUUAUUAGAAAUACUACCAUGACAUUCAAACAUACUAGAACAGUAAUGAAAUGCCUUUGGGAAGACUAAUAAAAAGCCUGAUCUAUUGGCUUCAUCGAGGGAGAAUAGGUUGGAGUAAAAAGUUGAAGAGAUGCAUACAUUCCAUGGCGUUCUCAGUCUUAUACAUUUCUUGAAGAGUGCUGGGAAAGCGAAUUUACAUUACUUUUAGUGACAAUAAGUUAAAACUCACCACUGCAUGAUGAAACAUCUGCUUCUAGAAAUGUCAUAAGCCACUAGAAGUCACCCAAGAACAAGACUUGAGUACCAGGAAGCAUAACAUUUGCAGCUUAAUGAUGUUUUCCUUUGAGUUAAUGAUGUUUUCCUUUGAGGCUUUGCUUUUUUAAAAAUAAUUUAAAUAAUACAUUUUAUGUCACCAACAUAUCAAAAUAUUAUUUCCACAGGCAGUUGAUAUGAUUUAUGCAUGACAUUUUUAUAUCAGACCUAUUUUAUAUCAUAUUUAUUUAUUUGCAAAGUAAUGAGGAACCUGUAUCAAAAGAGAAAUGAUAGUAUUGAGGAUAAGAGAGUCCAAGAGUCACAUGGGAGGUGGACAGCUCAGAGAUGGCUCUGGGUCAAGAGUGCACAAUUUUCAUGCAGGGUAGCUCGGUUCCUGGGGCAGGUAACAACUACCUGUAAAUUUAACUCCAAGGGAUCUGACUUAGUUUUCUGACCCCUACUGGUCACUGGUACUUCCAUCAUAUAUCCCCAGGUUACACAUAUACAUACAUACAAGUAAAAUUUAAACAAAUACACUGAUAAAAAUGAUAGUGUGCCUUAUGAGUAAAGAGACCCAAGGACCCUUAUUAGUGUGCUCAUGAAUAUAAUAUAUUUAGAGUGUACCCACCCCCAGCUCCUCUAAGUCAUCCUCAAAUUCACGUCCCAAUUUCAUGUCUUUCCCUCCUCCACCUCUUCCUCUUUCUUCUUCCUUUGAAUAAAUUAAUGCUGGCCUCAUGUCCUUGGGUAUUAGACACCAUCUACCAGACCAUGGAUAAUUUAGUAUGGCCCACACCCCCAUAGAAACACACUCUCCCUCUCCCAGUCACCAGAUAUCAACUGCUAAUAGUUCCUCAGCUAGGGGUGGGGUCUCAUGAUCUCACUGCCUCCCCUUACUGGAUGUUGACUAGCUUAAUAGUGUGUAUCUUGUGCCAACAACCGUAUCUACUGUCAUAGCCCCAUACUUUCCAGGAAAUAUUAUUUUACAACAACAUGGUCUUAUUUUUAAAAUACUUAUGUUAAUUAUUUCAAAAUUAAAAUAUAGAAACUCUUAUGGUUUCUGGAAUCUUGGAGAAGCCUACUUCUCUCUUAAUGCCUUGUAAGAUGUCUAGUUCAAAAGAAUGAACUGAGUAAAGGAGAGAUUUUGGUGCUGUCUUAUUGGGAGCCAUUUUGUUUCCUUCUUUGACAGCCUGCCUGCCAGGCACAGUCAAGGCAGGUCAGGGUCUACUCGCAGAUUUCUUGUCCUACUGACUCAUGGAACUAUAAGAGGAAAUACACUUGAGGCUCAAUGCAAGGGGAUGGAAGUUCAAUUCAUCUUGCUGGUUGGAACAGGAAAUCCUCUGGAUAAGAAAGGAUAUCCUGUGUGUAUAUCAGCUAUUAUUUAAGCUACCUUGUGAUAUUGUUUCCACGGUACUGAGAGAUAUAAUAAAGCUAAGAAAAAUAAACUUGAGGUUGAUGUGGUAUUCACCUGCAACCUUCCCAAUUCUAA
Molecule: messenger RNA, 4906 nt
Organism: Mus musculus (house mouse)
Lineage: Eukaryota; Metazoa; Chordata; Mammalia; Rodentia; Muridae
Gene: Gbp4
Product: guanylate binding protein 4
Exons: 11
Coding region: 500-2395 (631 amino acids)
Biological process (GO): regulation of defense response; cellular response to type II interferon
Cellular component (GO): cytoplasm; Golgi membrane; perinuclear region of cytoplasm
Molecular function (GO): GTPase activity; GTP binding
Source: RefSeq, a predicted model, not a curated record